AUGGCGACGACGUCGUAUGGAAUUUUCAGUUUACCGCUGAAGCCCUCGAGCUACCUGUCGAGAGAACCAUGGCCGUCCGUUCACCAAGGGUCUCAGAAGGCGGCGACAAAACUUGAUAUCAAUGGGUGGGACGAGGAGAUUGCUACUGUAAUCCUUUACCUAGAACCAAAAUUGAAAGUCCGAGAUUUUCUCAUCGGGGAAGUAGAUAUCUUCUUCAUGUCAGCACCUGCGGUUUCCAGAAUGGCCUUGGCCUUUCAAUCGUGCCCCUCAACAUGCAACGCUUCGGCUUCUGCUUGGGUCCAAGUCGAAGUAUUCGCCUCGGUAGCUAUCGUUGGUCGUAGGAAGUUGGUUACGAUCGAGCGCCUGCGCGAGGAGCAACAUUUCAUGAUCAGCAACCUUUCGGGCGAUAUGACUCACUCUCAUCUCAAUCUUGCCUUGAUGGCUCCUGGAGAAUGUUGGGUCUGGCCUGGACAUAAACUCCGUCACGGCAUUCCAGUGUCUACCAAUCUUUCAGCUCUAGUGCUUUCGAUCUUCUACAACAUCAAUCUCACUACAAUGUUUGAGGUCGAGAUCGCAAUUCGUCAUCACGCGCGUCGGGAGAAUAGCAGCUCCCCGGCUCUUGGAGCCACGGGCCAUGAUCGAUAUAGGACUGCUUGGGGCGCUUCCUCCAUCUCUGCUGUGGCCUCCAGCAGCAGCGGCUCGCAGAAGCUCUGCUGGAACUCUCGCAAACAGACUCUCACCCAGGUAUUCACUCGAGGAAAAAGCGCUGUAGCAGAAGGCAACUUCAGAAAAAUUACCUUCCCAGUUAUGCACAAAAGAAACAAGGAGAUGCCGCAACGUGAGCAGAAACAUGGGAUGUAUAUGCCACUGACUCCAGAACAGGAACAACGCCUACACUCACAUAUCUCGAGCUAUUGGCCUGCCGAUUUGAUCAAAACAUGGCGGUCCGCCGCAAAAGAAGCAACCACCUUUAGAUCAUCGCCUACCCCAUCACAAGGCGCAAGCAUCUUUCAUUAUGGUGACUUGCGCUUCAGCUCCGUUACGGACACUCUUCGCGACUGGGAGAUUGCCCGGCAGAUCGUCAAGGGAAACAUGCAUUUGACUACCCAGGGUAGUGUUCGUUUGCCAAUCUUUUUUAUGUUGGUAUGCAAUGUCGUGGAUCCACCAAGUGAAAGUCCGGGCCAACAAGGUAAAAUGCUAGGAAACGGUUCCCGACAUACCAAUCGGGCUAAUGGGCAACAAUGGUAUCUCAGCGUGGUCUAUACUGGCGCUUUGCCUGGCGCUUUCGAGUCUUUGAAGUUAUUUAUUUUCCUAGCUGCAGCUCCAUUGCCCAAGAAAGAGGCCAGGAAGUACGACACACCUGCCUUUGCAGUGGCAUCCAGGGUUUCUGGCACCGACUGGGCUGCAUCGAUUGCGGGAGGUUGGGCCGUUGUACGUUCUCAUCUUGCUAGAACACAUGAGACUGACCCGACAACGGACCACAUGACAGUGAAAUGGACAUUCGUGCCGAGUUCUUCUGCGUUCGCUUCAAGGUCUGAAGGCAUUUCUCUGUCGAGUGAUACAGCGCUAGGCAGUGCGUUGAGAGCACGAGUGUAUCAGAUUCCAGCUCGAUGCUCUGAAUGUAUCACGAUGCACUUGGUGUACGGUCUUCGAGCUGUAGAGUCUCUUCCGGCUCGUCAGGAAUCAGUCUCACAGGCUUUGUUGAUCUUGGUACUCACUGGACUUCAGGACUUGCCUUCUGAUUAUUGGGAAUGGCAUGCUUGCGCGGGAAAUGGUGCUGGCGCGGCUGCUUUUGGAGGUACAAUAGCUUUGCAGAUGGUGUGUUCGACCGAUCCAAGUGACAACGGCCCUCAGAGUCCUUGCGUGCAAGGAGGGUCUUAUCUCGAUCCAGUGAAGAACGCUUCCAUUAUCAUUUGUGUUGCUUUUAUGUCAUGUCUCUCGUUUCGCAACUACACAGAUGGUAGAGAAGCUCAUCCAGAGGCCAAAUUCUGCAGUGGCACAGCCGCACCCACCACGAUGCUGCGAAUUGCACAAGGCUCGGACUUCACGAAAUCCCAAUGGCAAUGCUGUAGCUUCGUGCUCAUAAUGAUCAUUCUAUUCCACCUGCGAAUCACCCACAGUGGGAGUGGGAGCCGCGAUGAACUGGUCUCCUCACUAUUUCAAGGUCGCUGUGGAGCCCGGGAAUUUUUUGUGAAGUUUCGAAUAUCUUGCGACUCUCGUCUUGACCUCGAUCGAGCUGUUGUAUACCAUGUCAUCUGCAAGGCCCUGGAAAGCCUGGAAAUUGCAUUUGUCGCAAGUUGCGCCAUUGAGAUUACCAGAGAGUUUCAAGUGGGGUCGCGGACAACCGCCAAGAAAACUCAGCAGCCACCAGUUUCGGAGUUUCACAACGUUUUCCACCUCCAAAGUCAUCCUUCCUGCAACAACAUUACCACGAACACCGCCCCUAACGGCUCGCAUCGAGUCCGACGUCUUCCCAUCGCCUAUCCUGACUUGCCCGAGAGCGUGCAACAAGACCACCGCAUAGCCGUUCUCGACACUGGUUCUCCGCCAGACCGACCGGCGACUUGCCCUUCCGAAUCAAUCGCUUCAGCUCUUCUCCCGCGACACCUAUCAGCCUUGACGUCUCUUUCACCUCCACUGCUGGAGCCUCCUGCUUUGCGCCGUGAGCCUGUCGUCUGCCUCUCACUGCCUGAUAAGGCCAGGUAUGGUCUUCUUACGCUUGCGCUGAUCGAGGUCGUGAUUGAUCGCGUCAAUUUCGGCGUCACGCGAUACCAGCUUCAAUUCCAAGUCGCGUGUGGCCUCAUGGGCCAUGCUCGAUCUCUUGGUCUCUGCGCCAUCUUGACAAAUUUGCGGCGAUGGACCACGGACAAUGGGACAGAGAAAAAGCCAGGCGUCAAGAGCUUUGCGCGAUCGGAUACCUACAUACAUGUUGAAAGCACUUUUCGCGAGACACGUUUGAGCUUUCCUCGGGCCUGA
Molecule: messenger RNA, 2976 nt
Organism: Pseudocercospora fijiensis CIRAD86
Lineage: Eukaryota; Fungi; Ascomycota; Dothideomycetes; Mycosphaerellales; Mycosphaerellaceae
Exons: 24
Coding region: 1-2976 (991 amino acids)
Source: RefSeq, a predicted model, not a curated record